Molecule: messenger RNA, 657 nt
Organism: Porites evermanni
Lineage: Eukaryota; Metazoa; Cnidaria; Anthozoa; Scleractinia; Poritidae
Source: the annotation of a GenBank genome assembly
AUGAGGAAUCAGCUUGAUAAACACCUCCUCCCAACUAUUGACAUGAGAAAGGCCAUUGAAAGAAAUGCCAAACAUGAAGGAGACCUUUCACUUGCUCUCAAAAAGAUUGACAUAGAGAAAAGAUUGGCUCUCGGACAGCUGUCGAGAAAACAAGAAGCUGUGAAGAUACAAAUGUUUAGAAAACGGGAGACUCUGUCCAAACAAUUUAAAGUCCAGCUUUUCGAGCAAGGAAGUUUGGAACCUAUAUCUAGACCACGUCCAAAUGCAGGAUUGCAGAAGAGUCCUGUGCGACGCAGCAGAUCUUAUGAAGGAACGAGCCACUCGUCAAAGCCCCAUCCACUCGAGCUAAGAAAAAGACUCAGCCUUCCAUCUUCAGCUUUUUGUAGUUCGACCUCGGAUGACUAUGUCAAACCAGAAAAGGAAGCAAAUGUGCAACGAAUGGAACAUAUUCCCGCCGACCGCGAGAAUGAUCACAAUAGUGAGAUGUCGUCCGAUAAAUUUUGCAAGAAAUCAGAAAUAUCCAUCCGCAGGCAUUCAUGUGCUCAUCCGCAAGAAAACAGCGAUUCAAGGCUUUUACAAAGACGUAGAGAGACAAUGCACAACUUGAUGAUGCAACACAGUAUCGAGAAUGAAAUACAAACUCUCAUUAGGCUAUAA